Molecule: messenger RNA, 1061 nt
Organism: Kogia breviceps (pygmy sperm whale)
Lineage: Eukaryota; Metazoa; Chordata; Mammalia; Artiodactyla; Physeteridae
Gene: HRK
Product: harakiri, BCL2 interacting protein
Biological process (GO): positive regulation of apoptotic process
Cellular component (GO): mitochondrion
Source: RefSeq, a predicted model, not a curated record
GAGGCCGAGGCAGAGGAGGCGAGGGGCGGCCCGACGCGGGGAGGGAGCGAGGCGAGCGGUCAUGUGCCCGUGCCCCCUGCACCGCGGCCGCGGCCCGCCGGCGGUGUGCGCCUGCAGCGCGGGCCGCCUGGGUCUGCGCUCGUCCGCCGCGCAGCUCACGGCCGCCCGGCUCAAGGCGCUCGGCGACGAGCUGCACCAGCGCACCAUGUGGCGGCGCCGCGCGCGGAGCCGGAGGGCGCCGGCGCCCAGCGCGCUCCCCACCUACUGGCCCUGGCUGUGCGCGGCCGCGCAGGUGGCGGCGCUGGCGGCCUGGCUGCUCGGCAGGCGGAACUUGUAGGAACGCGGGGCUUCUUGGUGGGGCCGGAGCCGAGACCCAGCCGGAGCGAGCAACAGGUUGGUGAAAACCCUGUGUCCUUGGAGAAAGCCGGUUCCCAUUUUCCUGAGGGGGGAGCCCAGAGCUUGAAAGGCCGCAGUUGGCACUUCGAGAAGGAAGUGGAGAAUAAAGACGGCGGCGCCUAGAGCAACAGUGGCAACGCGGAAUGGGACUGGGGAAGCCCUCUUUGAUAUCCAGCUGCAGAAACAGACACCCCAACGCUAUUUACAUACAGCUCUAUAUAUAUAGAAAAAGAAAAUAUGAAUAUUAUUCUUCAGUGCAUGCCUUGUCGAGGACGUGGUUCCCUCCCUUUUCUGCACCUUCCGAUGUGAACUUUGAUGCUCUUUCAUGUCUGGGGCACUGGAAGAGAGAUGCUUACUGUGUACCUAGAAAUUUUGCAAAGACUGGUGGGAAUUAGCCUCAGAGGCGACCAACUGCCUGGGAAGGGAUGCCGGUGGAGGAGGAGGAGGUGAAAGUGCAAAAAACAAAAUAGAAAAAAAAAAAAAGUGAGGACUCAGGGCCAGUUUUGUAGGGGCAGUCUGGGAUACCUCCAUUUCUAAGUCUUGACAAGUCCGAGCCUCUCUCUCUCUACCUACCUAGAUAGAUGGCCAGUCCCACUGUCAUCAAGACAAAUGCAUUUCCCCCCCACUACCAAUCUGGUGUCUCUGGUGCUUCGCUUAAAUUUUGC